AUGCCCCGGCAGGCGAUCCUGGCAGCCCAGCGGCGCGGAGAGGAUGUGGAGACCUCCAAGAAGUGGGCAGCAGGCCAGAACAAACAACACUUUAUUACAAAGAACACGGCCAAGCUCGACCGAGAGACUGAAGAGCUGCACCAUGACAGAGUUCCCCUGGAGGUGGGCAAAGUGAUCCAGCAGGGCCGGCAGAGCAAGGGCAUGACACAGAAGGACUUGGCCACGAAAAUCAAUGAAAAACCACAAGUUAUUGCUGACUAUGAAUCCGGAAGAGCAAUCCCCAACAACCAGGUUAUGGGCAAGAUCGAAAGAGCCAUUGGCCUUAAACUGCGUGGGAAGGAUAUUGGAAAACCGCUGGAAACCGGCCCCAAAGGGAAAUGACAACAAAGCCUCGAAAUCAGUUUGUUCAGACUGAUCCCACCUGGCUGGUUCUCCUCGUCCACUAGGAUCUCUCUGUGCAUUGCCAAGCUGAACAAGAGGGUUACAGACUUGCUUUGGGGGGGAAAUCUGCCGAAUCUGUUCCUGCUGUAAAAAGACAACCUUAAAGAAGCAAUUUUCCUGGUUUUGUUUUUCCUUCCUCCUUUCCAGAGUUUGAGGAACCCAAA
This is a messenger RNA of Chaetura pelagica (chimney swift), 605 nucleotides long. RefSeq names its product endothelial differentiation-related factor 1 (gene EDF1). NCBI's taxonomy places the organism in Eukaryota, Metazoa, Chordata, Aves, Apodiformes, Apodidae. Gene Ontology annotation, cellular component: nucleus. The coding region runs from base 1 to 381 and encodes 126 amino acids. The transcript is spliced from 5 exons. Gene Ontology annotation, molecular function: DNA binding. The record is from RefSeq and is a predicted model, not a curated record.